CAGGUACGCUGGUGCUUGAGAAAGUGGUGCAUCGAAACGUUUGACUGUUGUAGAGUUGCGUGACCUGUGCCUCUUGCUCCCUGUAGUCUGGCCGGAAGCAGCCAACCCUCGGUGCAUAAGCGCCAGAUAACAGUUUAGAGGAUCACAAUGUUAACCUCUUUGAAGAUUUUUGCAGUGAAUCAUCAGAAAAUAUGCAGGAUGCAUAUAAAUACUAUCUGCUGCUGUAGAAUAAGAACAAGUUUUAAAAGGUUAAAGACUUGUGUGCCUCUCAUAAGAAAUUACAGUUCCCUACCAGGCUUAAUAGGAAAUGAUGUCAAAUCCCUUCAUUCCAUCAUUAAUCCUCCUAUAGCUAAAAUUCGUAAUAUUGGAAUCAUGGCUCAUAUUGAUGCAGGCAAAACUACCACUACAGAAAGAAUACUAUACUAUUCUGGAUACACAAGAUCACUGGGAGAUGUUGAUGAUGGAGAUACAGUGACAGAUUUCAUGGCUCAAGAACGAGAAAGGGGCAUUACUAUUCAGUCAGCUGCUGUGACGUUUGAUUGGAAAGGGUAUAGAAUCAAUCUGAUUGAUACGCCAGGUCAUGUGGACUUUACCUUGGAGGUCGAGCGCUGCCUAAGAGUGUUGGAUGGUGCAGUGGCUGUGUUUGAUGCCUCAGCUGGUGUAGAGGCCCAGACUCUCACAGUGUGGAGACAAGCUGAUAAACACAAAAUUCCUCGAAUCUGUUUUGUAAACAAAAUGGACAAAACUGGUGCAAGUUUUAACUAUACAGUUGAAAGCAUCAGGAAGAAGUUAAAGGCAAAGCCUCUGCUUUUACAGUUGCCAAUUGGUGAAGCCAAAGCUUUCAAAGGAGUGGUAGAUGUAGUAAGUAAAGAAAAACUUCUUUGGACUUCUAAUUCGGCUGAUGGAAAAGACUUCGAGAGAAAACCCCUCUUGGAAAAGAGUGAUCCGGAAUUGCUGAAGGAGACAACUGAAGCAAGGAAUGUCUUAAUCGAACAAGUGGCUGAUUUAGAUGAUGAAUUUGCUGACCUGGUUUUAAGAGAAUUUAGUGAAAAUUUUGAUUUGCUACCAGCUGAAAAGCUGCAGACUGCUAUACACAGAAUAACAUUGGCUCAGGCAGCAGUGCCUGUGCUCUGUGGGAGUGCCCUGAAAAACAAAGGCAUACAGCCCUUGUUAGAUGCCAUUACUAUGUACUUACCUUCCCCUGAAGAGUGCAAGUAUGAAUUUCUGCAGUGGCAUAAGGGUGACUUAUGUGCACUGGCAUUUAAAGUUCUCCAUGACAAGCAGCGAGGACCUCUGGUUUUUUUGCGUAUUUACUCAGGGACACUAAAACCCCAGUUGGCCAUCCAUAAUAUCAAUAGAAAUUGCACGGAGAGAAUGAGUCGUCUGCUUUUGCCAUUUGCUGACCAACACAUAGAAAUCCCUUCACUGGCUGCCGGUAACAUUGCUUUGACUGUUGGGCUUAAACAUACUGCCACUGGAGACACCAUUGUCUCUUCCAAGUCCAGUGCAUUAGCUGCAGUCCGUCAAGCAGAAAGAGGAGGAAAAAAGAACAGGCAAAGCAGUGAAGAAGCAGAGAGGCUUUUGUUGGCUGGGGUGGAGAUUCCAGAACCUGUUUUCUUCUGUACCAUAGAACCCCCAUCAAUGGCCAAGCAGCCAGAUUUGGAUCAUGCAUUGAAAUGCCUUCAGCGUGAGGAUCCCAGUUUGAAAGUGAGGCUAGAUCCGGACUCUGGACAAACCAUCCUGUGUGGUAUGGGAGAGUUACAUAUUGAGAUUAUCCAUGAACGGAUCAAGAGAGAAUAUGGUCUAGAAACCUAUCUAGGGCCUCUGCAAGUGGCAUACCGGGAGACUGUCCUAAACUCAGUUCGUACCACAGAUACCUUAGACAGAACGUUAGGAGAUAAACGGCAUCUUGUGACAGUAGAGCUGGAAGCAGGACCAGCAGAAGCAACAUCUGUCGUGCCAGUGAUUGCGUACGCUGAGAGCAUCAGCGAGGACCUUCUGCAGGCAUCCCAAGAGGUUAUUGAAAAUGGAAUCCACAGUGCAUGCCUCCAGGGACCUUUACUUGGAUCCCCAGUUCAGGAUGUGGCAAUUACUUUACAUUCAGUGAUAAUUCAUCCUGGUACCUCCAUGACUAUGGUUUCUGCCUGUGUCUCAAGAUGUGUUCAAAAGGCCCUGAAGAAAGCUGAGAAGCAAAUAUUGGAGCCUCUGAUGCAUCUUGAAGUCACAGUGGCUACAGAUUACCUCAGCCCUGUCCUGGCAGAUCUGGCACAAAGAAGAGGGAACAUUCAGGAAAUCCAAACUCGCCAGGACAACAAAGUUGUUAUUGGAUUUGUUCCUUUAGCAGAAAUUAUGGGUUAUUCAACUGUGCUUCGAACACUAACAUCAGGCUCAGCUACUUUUGCUUUAGAAUUAUCUACUUAUCAAGCCAUGAGUCCUCAAGACCAAAAUUCACUGCUCAACCAGAGAAGCAGCACCUUUUAGGUUCUUAGAAAUGCAAAGAAAUGCUGGGACACUUGCCUGCUUCACUCUUGGUGAGAAUACUGUAUUCAUUGGACAAUGAACGACUACUUCGGUUUAAGGAAAUGACUUGAAAGCUGUAACAUGCAUGUUUCCACAAGGAGUACACUUGAAACGCUCCAUCCUUUGAAGGUAUUUUUGGUGAGGUGCAGCCCUUUGCAGUGUUGUGAGUGGCAUCACAAGGCUUUCCUUUUAUUUUUUAAGUUUCUCUCAUAAGAAAGGUGCCCAUCUUCAGUGUGUAAUACAGGUAGAGAUUUAAUCAAUAAAAAGAUGGUUUGUUAAAAAGUC
Messenger RNA from Nannospalax galili (Upper Galilee mountains blind mole rat), 2805 nucleotides. RefSeq names its product G elongation factor mitochondrial 2 (gene Gfm2). Gene Ontology annotation, cellular component: mitochondrion. The coding region runs from base 148 to 2481 and encodes 777 amino acids. Gene Ontology annotation, molecular function: translation elongation factor activity; GTP binding; GTPase activity. Gene Ontology annotation, biological process: mitochondrial translation; ribosome disassembly. NCBI's taxonomy places the organism in Eukaryota, Metazoa, Chordata, Mammalia, Rodentia, Spalacidae. The record is from RefSeq and is a predicted model, not a curated record. The transcript has 21 exons.